CAGAGAAAUUGGCCACUGGCUGCUAAUUCAGAGACGUCAAAACCCUAAAACCCAGAGAAAUUCUUUCGUGCUAUAUAUUGAAAUCGUCGACGAUGUAGAGCAAGCUUUGAGUCUUUGACCAUGGACCCUGAUAUAUUGCGGUGGUGUAUUGAAUUCAUCGCUAGGCAAGAAACGGUUUCUGAUAACCUGCUCACCAAAAUUCUCUCUGGUCUCCCGGUUGUGACGGAGCGUUCGAGUCUUCAGAAGGAGCUUGUAAUCCGGGCAAUUACUGGCUGUAUCUCGGAAGGUCUGAUAACAGAAUCGAUUCUCAACUCGCUCGAGAAAAUGGAGGAACUGGACCGGGGCGAUGGCAUCAUGGUUGCGGCUUCUCUCAAGCGCGCUUAUUGCGCGGCAGCCGUGGAUUGCACAACAGUCUACUUGGAGGCAUCAUCAUUCAAGCAGGGCAAGUACUUGGAGGCUGUGGAUAGGAUCUGGAGGGGUAGAUUCAGGGGGUUGGAGUCAAGGCAGAGUGAAUUGGUCACGGAUGAGCUGAAAGGGUGUAGGGACGAGAUCGAGGCUGCACUGUGGGACGCACAUGCCCGCGUGAGAUUAUUGGCGAGGCAAACUAAUGCUUUGCAUUUGAUUGAUGUUUACUUGAAUGAGGUUUUGACAAUUGUGGGUCCUCCAUUUCUUGAAGUGGUUGCCCAAACACAGACCAAGCAGCCAAGAUUGGUGUCCAGCGUCGAAGUUAGAGCUCAAAAUUUGGGUAAUUUGGAUUCUGGUGGAGUUGAUGUCGUAGGUGUAGAAGAGCUGAGUUCUCGUGCUAAUGAAGGAAUUGAAGCUAAAGGCGAAGAACAAAAGAAGCCACAUGAUGCAAAGAAUAAUCAAAUGGAAGCGUCAGGGACUGGCAGUGGUGGAAGUACAUAUCGAGGUCAAAGUGAAACUGAUGUAAUGGUACUAGAAAGAGAGGAAGCAGAGAAUGCGGGUGAUGUGGGUUGGCUGGGUGAUGAAAAUUUGAAGGAAUAUCAGCAUAACCAUGGACAGAGCUCAUCGAGUAUAUGCGUUGAAUUGCGAGCUGCUAAGAGGAAAGAAUUUCAUGGAAAAAUGGAAUUGCCUAAAUGCCAGCAUCCUACAUCUCGAAGACAAGCCAGGAGACCUGCGGUUAUUAAUGACAUUGACGAUGAGGAGUUGCCCAUAGAACUGCCUCCUCGAAGCAAAUAUGAUAUUCUGCCGUCCCCUGAGUUUAAUAAAGUGAUAGAAUCUCUCAGAGCUAGUUCUUUGGAAUUGCAAAGGGUGGUAAGGGACCCUCUCCCAGAUGCAUUGCGAAUUGCUGAGGCAGUGCAAUCCAAAAUAGCCAGAAAUCAAGUGCAUCAUGACUUGGACACUGCAAAUACCCCCAACAGUGGUGAAACUGUUCAAAAUGUAGGGUCUCACAUCUUAAAAAGGAGUGUACAUACCCACAGUAGUGAUCAAGCUGUACACAAUAAUGUUCCUAGACCUAGCUUGAUGGAAAGGAAUGUCACUGCCCAUACCUAUGAGUGGGAUGAUUCAGUGGAUGGAUCGCCUCAGAGAAUUCGCCUGGAUGACCCAACAAGAGCGGCUACAUCUCCUCUAAACAAACUAAGUAGGAAACGCAAAGGAAACUGGACUGGAGCAGAAGAAGAAGCUUUAUUGCAGGGUGUUAGAGAGUAUGGUGUGGGAAAUUGGAAACUCAUUUGGAAUGCCAAGCAAGAUGUGCUUGCACUACGGUCCACAGUUGAUCUUAAGGAUAAGUGGCGAAACAUGCAAAAGUAUCACCGUGGUUCCGUCUAAUUGGGGUAUGGAUAAGAUCAUGUUCAUAAUUUGGAUUUUGGACACCUUUUGUGCAUUACUUUCUUGCAACUAAUGUGCACCUUUUGUGAUGUAUGUCGUCUAUUUUGUAGUAGGAAACUUAGAGAUAUUACUCGUUUGUAAGCAAUGAGUAUCUUCUGACUGAAAAUAUUAGCAGAGCCUCCAGUGGACCUUCUUUCUUUUGUUGGUUAGCUAGCUGAUGUCUAGAGACCAGAGCUUAUAAGAUUGUAAUCAUGCAGAGAUGUAUUUGUUGGACAAUAUGAAGGAAGAGGGAAGUCCGAGUAACUGUUUUUGUCCUACAUAAGUAAAAUUUUAUUGGGUUUAUUAGUUGCUACAUAAACAUAAUGGAAUCUUUGCUAUAA
Molecule: messenger RNA, 2171 nt
Organism: Tripterygium wilfordii
Lineage: Eukaryota; Viridiplantae; Streptophyta; Magnoliopsida; Celastrales; Celastraceae
Exons: 5
Coding region: 121-1791 (556 amino acids)
Source: RefSeq, a predicted model, not a curated record